Messenger RNA from Fonsecaea nubica, 1470 nucleotides. RefSeq lists its product as hypothetical. Gene Ontology annotation, cellular component: membrane. The record is from RefSeq and is a predicted model, not a curated record. Gene Ontology annotation, molecular function: transmembrane transporter activity. Gene Ontology annotation, biological process: transmembrane transport. NCBI's taxonomy places the organism in Eukaryota, Fungi, Ascomycota, Eurotiomycetes, Chaetothyriales, Herpotrichiellaceae. The transcript has 4 exons. The coding region runs from base 1 to 1470 and encodes 489 amino acids.
AUGGACAUGGUCAAGGAGAAUGAAAAGAUGGCCAAGGAUACAGUCUACGAUGCCACCAGCAUCACCGAAGAUCACGCAGUUGGCACCACCACCGCCAUAUACAUUGAUCCCGCAAAGGAAGCAGCUGUGCGCCGGAAAUUCGACAUUUAUGUCGUACCAAUCUCGGUCAUCUAUCUGGUCAUGUCCACUCUUGACCGUAACAAUCUUGGAAAUGCUCGCGUCUUUGGGUUUGACCAAGAUGUCGGACUGAAAGGCGGCCAGUUCGGUAACAUCCAGACCCUGUCCAGUGUCUGUACUGUUGUUUUUGAGGUCCCUUGGGUCCUGGCCACCCGACGAUGGGGUGCCAAAAAGGCCAUCGGGACUGCGUUUGUCCUCUGGAGUAUCUGUACCCUUGGGACUGCGUUUGUUCAAACGUACGGUCAGACCAUAGCCUGUCGCAUGUUGCUGAACGCUGCCGAAGCUGGCCUCGCUCAAGCCUUUGCCUUUCUGUUCUCGACUAUCUAUCCGCGAGAGCUGGCCGGGAAGCGGAUUAUGACCACCAACCUUGCCCAGUGUAUUUCUGGAGCGUUUGGUGGUCUCUUCGCAUACGCCGUUCAGACGAUGGGAUCUCGGCAUGGUCUUGCCGCGUGGAGAUGGCUCUUCAUAAUCGAGUUUGGCAUCACCGUGGUCAUCUGUGGCAUUGGCUUGUUCUUCCUGCCAGGCGAAGUCGAGAAAGCAUGGUUUCUUACCGCAGAGGAGAAGGAGACGAUGAGGCUCAAGAAGGAACGAGACUACCUGAUCCGAGGAGAAGAAAAGAUGGAGCGAAAGUGGAUCAAAAUCGCCCUGACUGAUCCAUUUGUCUGGCUCCUUGGUAUUGCUUUCUUCACCUCAUCCGUCGCUAUCAACGGAUUCGGGGUCUUUCUACCCACCAUCAUCGACGGUCUCGGCUUUGCCUCCCUCAAGGUCAACUACAUGACCAUCCCAGUCUAUGUUAUCGGUGCCAUCUCCCUGUGCAUCCAGGUCUACUACUCGGACAAGCUCCGGAAGCGAGGAUUCUUCAUUGUUGGAUGUUGUGUCCCUGUCGCCGUUGGCUAUCUGAUGUGCGUGGGGUCGAAGAACCCCAAUGUUGGGUAUGCCGGCAUGUUUGUCCUCGUCAUAGGGCUGUAUCCCAUUUCUACUUUGGCGGUAACGUGGAUCACCACGAAUCUCGCACCCGACACGAAGCGCGCAAUCGGCCAGCCCUUUGCCUAUAGCUUGGCUAACGUAUCCAACCUCGUUUCUGGACAACUAUAUCCUAGUCCACAAGGUCCACGAUAUGUCCCAGGUAACGCCAUUUCGGCCGGUCUCACGAUUGUGGCCGGAUUUCUCUAUGCAUCGUGCUGGUUGCUGUUGAAGAGGAGAAAUGCCAGGAAGGCAAAGAUAAUUGCCGAAGGAGCCACCACCAACGGCAAAGAAGGCGAUCAGAGCCUUGAAUUCACGUAUAUUCUCUGA